AUGGCUACUAUAUUAGAUCCUCGAUUUAAAAAAGUCCACUUCGAAGAUCCAUUAACUGUUUAUCCUGCUAUAAAACGGAUCAACUCAAAGCUUAAAGCUUUUAAGUCAGAGACGCCUGAACAUAUACCUGAACCUCAAACAAAAAUAUCGGAUAGUAUAUGGGAUUUCCACGACUCCUUAGAAGUAGAUCAAAAAUCUAUUUCUAAUGCAGAUUCUAAUAUAUCAAAGGAUCUGGAACUUGAGCAGUACCUACAAUUAAAAAGGAUUUCGAGAAAAGACGACAUAUUUAUGUACUGGAAGAGAGUAGAAACAACUUUUCCCUCGCUUAGCAAACUAGCUAUAAAACAAUUGUCAGUAAUCGCAACGUCCGUUCCAUCUGAACGUUUGUUUUCAAAAGCAGGACUCAUCAAGCGCGAUAAUCGCAACAGAUUAACUGAUUCUAUAAAUAGAAAUGGCAAUCAGGCGUUCUAAAUUACAAUAAAUAAACUACAAUUGCAUAUAAAAAAUAUGGUACAUAAAAAUGAGAUAGAUGUAUACACUAUAAAGUUCUUAAAAAGGAUUAUAUAAUGUAUAUUUAUAUAUUGUCCAGUACAAUUAUUCAAUAAAAACCUCUUUUAAUUAUAA
Messenger RNA from Solenopsis invicta (red fire ant), 624 nucleotides. RefSeq lists its product as uncharacterized. Gene Ontology annotation, molecular function: protein dimerization activity. The transcript has 2 exons. Bases 1 to 471 code for a protein of 156 amino acids. The record is from RefSeq and is a predicted model, not a curated record. NCBI's taxonomy places the organism in Eukaryota, Metazoa, Arthropoda, Insecta, Hymenoptera, Formicidae.